AUGCCUCCUCGACGGCGUGCCUCCGAUCCGAAACGGAGACAGCGCGUGUGCCUGCCUGGAGGGGCAGCAUCGCCAACACAUGUCGGCCACGCUCGCCUUGCCAACUCGACAUGCACCUCGGCCAGAGCCAGAGCCGGACCAGUAGUAGCCCCUGCAACGGCACAGGCAGCAACGAGCAUUCGGCACGAGCUCGACUUGGUUCGCGUUGUCCUGCCAUUUCCUGCUGCGAUUGUCUCAGUUGGGCACGCUCCGCAUCCUCCUCCUCUCCACCUCCUCAUCCUCAUCCUCCUCCUUGCCGUCGUUGCGUGCAUCCAGCAGCGUCUUGGCCUCGAUUCGCGAUCAUUCAUCGCCGACCGUCUGCUUGUUUUGGCAUCAUCCUCGACACCAUCUCUGGAUCGCAACAACCUCCUCGCCUCCUUCUCGUCGCGCUUCCUUGAUCGCCUUCACGCAAUGCCUUCCAUCACAGCCAAGCUCAAGGCGGGUGCGCUCGCAUCGCUCGCCCUCGUCGCGCUCGCUCAGCAGGCAUCCGGCUCCAAACCGCGCCUCAACCGCAUCGACGUCGACCUCCACGCUCGCGACCCAUCCCUUCACGACAAUCUGCCCCUCUUCACCGACGGCCUGCUCGACUCGCUCAACCACCGCCUCCUUCCAAGACAGUCCCAAGAGACUCAGGACUCCAUCCGCGAUCAAUCCGCUGUCGACCCUAUCGCCGCCGCACAGGCUGCUGACGCCCUUCCCAACGUCGCCAACAACGCCGCAGGCGGCACAGACACCACCGGCAACCUCUUGCAGGGCGAUGGGUACUCAAACUUCGCGUGGAAUCAGAACGUACCCUUCAUCCCGAGCGCAGCCACAAACGGUUCCGAUGAGACCGGCUGGCAGGAGCUUCCAGACACGCCCGGCUUCACCCUCAAUCGCACCUUCUCCGUCCACAACGUAUUCAAAAACGAGUCCGGCGUCAUGCCCUUCUACAUCUCCACCGUCGCAGAUCCAACAAAGGUGCUACGCGCCAUCGUCGUCUGGCCAGGAAAGCCGCGCGACAUCUGGAAGUACGCCAACCUCAUGCUCAAUGCGAGAAACGUCGCCGUCACCAACUUCAAUCAGCAGGGCGUCACAAACGACUCGUUUGUCAUCGUCGCUCCCGCCAUGCUCAAUCAGCUCGAUCUGCAAGCCGGCGCUGCACGUCCCAACGAAAUCGUCUUCCACGGUUCCAGCUGGCAGCGCGGCGCUCCUUCCCGAAAUCCUCCCAUGAAGCAUGCAGUCACCAGCUACGCCGCCGUGGAUCAGAUCAUCGACGAUCUCUUCAACAGGACCUCCUAUCCCAACCUCAACCAGGUCGUCGUCGCCGGCCACUCCAUGGGCGGUCAGGCAACGCAGCGCUAUGCGCUCAUGAAAAAGACCAAGGUCUACGACAACAACGUGCGCUUCUGGAUCGGCAACCCCGGCUCCUGGGCAUGGCUCACCGAUGCGCGACCCUACUCCAACGCUUCCUGCGCCGCCGGCAACGAGUACGACACCUGGCCCUACGGCCUCAACGGCAACCAGACAAAGCUCACCUCCUACGCUCGCAAGGAUGUGAUCGCCAACAAGACCUACGUCAUCGAUCGAUUCCUCAACCGCCAAGUCUCGUAUGCACUCGCUCUGCUCGACAUCGGCGCAGGUGACACCCACUGCCAAGCACGAUGGCAGGGAGGCAACCACUUGGACCGAGGCUCCCAGUUCGUCCUCCAGUACCAGAACGCCUCCUCCUUCUACCUCAACGGCAAGUUCCCGCCCAGGCACACGCUCGACUACAUUGCCAACGUCUCGCAUCAGGACUACGCCAUGUACUCGACCAACAUGUCGCUCCAGCGCCUCUUCUACGACGGCCUCAUGGUCCGCAACGCCGACGUCGCCAACACCACCAACCCAGGCGACAAGAAGAACAGCACGCGCCCCAAGGGUGCCAAGGCCUUCGCCACGCCCGCGCACGAAAAGGUGGCCAUCGGCCUGCUGGCAGGCUCGCUCGGCCUCCUCUUUAUCGUCUUCACCGCCCUCCCCAUCAUCUUUACCGCAGACCACGUCAAGGACGUCGACAUGUCCUGGGACUCGCAGAGCUACCUCAGCACCGAGUCGCGCAGGAUGCUCGUCGAUCGCAAGUGGUAG
Messenger RNA from Moesziomyces aphidis, 2145 nucleotides. The record is from the annotation of a GenBank genome assembly. NCBI's taxonomy places the organism in Eukaryota, Fungi, Basidiomycota, Ustilaginomycetes, Ustilaginales, Ustilaginaceae.